This is a messenger RNA of Nematolebias whitei (Rio pearlfish), 1100 nucleotides long. RefSeq names its product calsenilin. The coding region runs from base 1 to 651 and encodes 216 amino acids. Gene Ontology annotation, cellular component: voltage-gated potassium channel complex; nucleus. Gene Ontology annotation, biological process: negative regulation of transcription by RNA polymerase II; regulation of potassium ion transmembrane transport. The record is from RefSeq and is a predicted model, not a curated record. Lineage: Eukaryota; Metazoa; Chordata; Actinopteri; Cyprinodontiformes; Rivulidae. The transcript has 7 exons. Gene Ontology annotation, molecular function: RNA polymerase II cis-regulatory region sequence-specific DNA binding; potassium channel regulator activity; DNA-binding transcription repressor activity, RNA polymerase II-specific.
AUGAACACAUCAACAUUGAAACAGAUCAGCAGCAACAUGAAACAGAUCAGCAGCACCACAGACAGCAGCGACAGUGAUUUGGAGCUGUCGACGGUGCGUCACCAGCCAGAGGGGCUGGACCAGCUGCAGGCUCAGACCAAGUUCACCAGGAAGGAGCUUCAGUCUCUCUAUCGAGGCUUCAAGAACGAGUGUCCCAGUGGACUGGUUGAUGAGGAGACGUUCAAGUCCAUCUAUUCUCAGUUCUUUCCCCAAGGAGAUGCAACCACCUACGCUCACUUCCUGUUCAAUGCAUUCGACAUGGACAGAAAUGGUUCGAUCCACUUCGAGGACUUUGUCAUCGGUCUGUCAGUGUUGCUCAGAGGUUCGGUCACAGAGAAGCUCAACUGGGCCUUUAACCUCUACGACAUUAACAAAGAUGGCUACAUCACCAAAGAGGAAAUGCUGGCAAUCAUGAAGUCAAUCUAUGACAUGAUGGGGAGGUACACGUACCCGUGUGUGCGAGAUGAUGCUCCAUCUGAGCAUGUUGACAAGUUCUUCCAGAAAAUGGACAGAAACAGAGAUGGUGUGGUGACAAUUGAAGAGUUUAUUGAGACGUGUCAGAAGGACGAGAACAUCAUGAAUUCAAUGCAGCUAUUUGAAAACGUGAUAUAAAAAAAGUUGGAUCUUCUCAUCAUCAACAGGAUAUCUACUCAGUUGUUUUCCUUCUUCGUUCCGACAGGUUGCGCACCAUCUUCUUUGCCAAUACCUUGAACUCUGCACAAUCAUUUAGGAAAUUUACUGAUGCAUAUUACUGUAAAAAGACUGGAAAAUGUAUUUUCUUCUUUUAGCCGCAUCAUGCGACGGGAUUUUAAGGACUGCUAGGUGAAAAGCUUCACCGAAGAGGUUCUUGUGCUUUCUAUUGUUAAGAAAAAAGGAUCAGCAACCAAAAGGAAAUCAAGAUUACCGUACAUUUAGGCACCGACCUGAGCUCACUAGCAUUAAUUAGCACACUAAUUUACACAGAUGUGUUCACUCAAGACUUUUAAAACUAGUGAAUGAAGUAAAAUGAAAUAUAAAUUUUAAAACUAUGAAGAAAAAAAAAAGAGAAUUAAGCAUGUUUG